CUUACCAUCACAAACCAAAAGCCACCUCUCUGAUUUCUCCUGCAAGGUAAGUCCACAGAUUAUACGAAUGCGUCACCUCGGUGACAACUCUAGCCGGUCAUGGAUGUCUUGAGACAUCCAACCCCGCCAGACUUCCCCUCUCUUACCUUGUUCUCUCCCCCUCCUGUUCCCAUCGAUUCUACCUAUCUAUCUAUUCUGCUCCUUUCUAUGGGUUUGGCUUCAUACAUCUAUUGUCAUUGUCUUGUUAACUAACAGACCGGCCACAACUACAGACAAGGGAAUCUUUACGCCAAAAUAAAUAAAUUAAGAACAAAUCACAUCCAACAAAUCAUCCAUCAUGGUUAAAGCUGCUGUUCUCGGAGCCUCGGGUGGCAUUGGCCAGCCCUUGUCUCUUCUGCUGAAGACCUGCCCUCUGAUCGAUGAGCUUGCCCUCUACGAUGUCGUCAACACCCCUGGUGUUGCCGCUGACCUUUCCCACAUCUCCUCCGUCGCUAAAAUCUCCGGAUUCCUGCCCAAGGAUGAUGGCCUCAAGAACGCCCUGACCGGCACUGACAUUGUUGUGAUUCCCGCUGGCAUUCCCCGCAAGCCCGGCAUGACCCGUGAUGAUCUUUUCAAGGUCAACGCCAGCAUUGUGCGCGACCUGACCAAGGGCAUCGCCGAAUUCUGCCCCAACGCCUUCGUUUGUAUCAUCUCCAACCCCGUCAACUCCACCGUCCCCAUUGCCGCCGAGGUUCUCAAGGCCGCCGGCGUCUUCAACCCCCAGCGCCUCUUUGGCGUCACGACGCUCGACGUCGUUCGUGCGGAGACCUUCACCCAGGAAUACUCGGGCGCGAAGGACCCCUCCACCGUCCAGAUCCCCGUGGUUGGCGGUCACUCCGGCGAGACUAUCGUUCCCCUGUUCAGCAAGACUUCCCCGAGCUUCCAGAUCCCCGAGGAUAAGUACGAGGCUUUGAUCAAGCGUGUCCAAUUCGGUGGUGAUGAGGUCGUUCAGGCCAAGGAUGGUGCUGGCUCCGCCACCUUGUCGAUGGCUUUCGCUGGCUUCAGAUUCGCCCAGAGCGUUAUCAAGGCCGCCAAGGGCCAGUCCGGAGUUGUCGAACCGACCUUCGUUUACUUGCCUGGUGUUCCUGGCGGUGACGCCAUUGCCAAGGCCGUUGGCGUUGAAUUCUUCUCUACUCAAGUGCAGCUCGGACCCAACGGUGCCGAGAAGGCCAUCAACAUCCUUGAAGGUGUAACCGAGAAGGAGACCCAGCUGCUGAAGGCCUGCACGGACGGCCUGAAGGGCAAUAUUGCGAAAGGCGUCGAAUUCGUCAACAGCCCCCCGCCAAAGUAAAUACACCCACCCCCCCCAGCACAUCUGCACACAUGAUCCCCUACUGCCGGCCGGUCGCUUGAUAUCGCACCUUUGGUGUCUUCGACGGAACAUACUUCUGUGGCUCCAUCGACUCGCAGAUCUCCGAUAUGGAAAGAGCC
This is a messenger RNA of Aspergillus campestris IBT 28561, 1470 nucleotides long. Its product is annotated as malate dehydrogenase. Lineage: Eukaryota; Fungi; Ascomycota; Eurotiomycetes; Eurotiales; Aspergillaceae. The record is from RefSeq and is a predicted model, not a curated record. Gene Ontology annotation, cellular component: cytoplasm. Gene Ontology annotation, molecular function: L-malate dehydrogenase (NAD+) activity. The coding region runs from base 338 to 1330 and encodes 330 amino acids. The transcript has 8 exons. Gene Ontology annotation, biological process: carboxylic acid metabolic process; tricarboxylic acid cycle.